Messenger RNA from Racocetra fulgida, 241 nucleotides. The record is from the annotation of a GenBank genome assembly. NCBI's taxonomy places the organism in Eukaryota, Fungi, Glomeromycota, Glomeromycetes, Diversisporales, Gigasporaceae.
AUGGAUGAAAUUAGAGCCAACGAAUCAUCAUCUAUAGUGCCGUUGGAGUUUGCUGCAAAUAAUAGGUCAUUUGUUUGGCAUUAUUUUAAAAAAAAUGGACACUAUGCAAAAUGCGAUAUCUGUGGAAGAUCAUUAACAUAUGUAGAUGGCUUAACUUCAAACCUUAGAAAACAUUUAAAAUUGCAUAUUCACAUAGAUAAAGUACCAGAAUUAAUUAGCGAACUUACAAAAAAUCAACAAA